Centrocercus urophasianus (Greater sage-grouse) is the source of this 1596-nucleotide messenger RNA. It is a transcript of the gene HPGD, whose product is annotated as 15-hydroxyprostaglandin dehydrogenase. The transcript is spliced from 7 exons. NCBI's taxonomy places the organism in Eukaryota, Metazoa, Chordata, Aves, Galliformes, Phasianidae. Gene Ontology annotation, cellular component: cytoplasm. Bases 28 to 825 code for a protein of 265 amino acids. Gene Ontology annotation, molecular function: oxidoreductase activity, acting on the CH-OH group of donors, NAD or NADP as acceptor. The record is from RefSeq and is a predicted model, not a curated record.
CUCUACGCCUCGCGGGCGGGCAGCGCCAUGCACGUCAAUGGCAAGGUGGCUCUGGUCACCGGCGGGGCUCAGGGCAUCGGCCGAGCCUUCGUCCAGGCGCUGCUGGGCAAGGGAGCCAAGGUAGCGCUCCUGGACCGCAACCCCGAGGCCGGGCAGCAGAGCAAGGCGGCCCUGGACGAACAGUUCGAAGCGCAGAGGACGGUGUUCAUCCAGUGCGACGUUACGGAUACGGAGCAACUGAAAGGUGCUUUCAAAAAAGUAAUUGAGCAUUUUGGAAGGCUGGAUAUUGUGGUUAAUAAUGCUGGAGUGAACAAUGAGAAGGACUGGGAAAGCACUAUACAAAUUAACUUGACAUCUGUGAUAAGAGGAACCUACCUUGGUCUAGAAUAUAUGAGAAAAGGAAAUGGAGGUGAUGGAGGAGUAAUCAUUAAUAUCUCAUCAUUGGCAGGACUCAUGCCUGCUGCAUUCCAACCUGUGUACUGUGCUACAAAGCAUGGUGUAAUUGGAUUUACACGCUCAAUAGCAUUAGCUGCUAACAUGGAAAACUAUGGUGUGAGACUCAACACAAUUUGUCCAGGAUUUGUCAACACACCAAUUCUUCAAUCAAUAGAUAAAGAAGAGAAUAUGGGACAAUAUUAUUCAUAUAAGGAUGAGAUAAAAAAUAUGAUGCAGUUCUACGGUGUGAUGGACCCAUCAAUAAUUGCUGAAGGACUGAUAACAAUAAUUGAAGAUGAUACUCUGAAUGGAGAAGUUAUGAAGAUUACAGCAUCCCAAGGGAUUCAUUUUCAAGAAUACAGCCAAACACCUUUUACGUCAAAGAGAUAGAUCAAAUUGUUUAGCUCUAAUUAACUUUUGAUUUUCAAAAUAUAAAAAAAUGUUGGAUAAACUUUUGGAAAAAAAGUUAAUGAUGUAUCUAAAUCAGUGACAGUAUUCCAACAUUCACACCCUAAUUGCAGAGAUGGAGAAAAAAAUCCAAUAUGGGGAAAAUGUUAUCAACUUUUGAUUCCAUAUACACUAAAAUAUUUUAUUCAGUAGAAUAUACACACUGCUAUGAAGAUUUCUGAUUGUAUAGAAAAAAGGGCCAGUUUUUUCCUUCUUGUAGUUCUGUGCAGUUAUCCAUUCUAUGUACUCCAUGCAUAUUUUGGUGGACCUGACUUAGUACAAUUCUUUUCAUAGAAGUAAAUGUAUUGUUAUUUACAUUUUGAAUUCUCCAAACCAAGAAUUCAGUUCAGGAUAAAACUUUAAAAAUUAAGAAUUUACUUUUUCAUGUAUGUACACACAAAAACAGAAUAAGAGGCAAAAUACUUUUUCCUCAUUUAAACAUGCAACUGAAUAUGUAGCAUAUCAUACACAGAAGAACAGAUUUUUUUCCUCUUGGAUUACACCUAUUUAUAAAUUACUUCUAUUCUAAAAUAUUUGUUUUCUUUUUUAUAUAUAAAUAUAUAUAGAUAUGUAUUUUCAGUCUUUGUAUAUACAAGGAUCACUACUUUGGCAUUGAUUGAAAUGUCUGUUUACUCAUUAAAUCUCAUUUUCUGAAUCUUUAAAUCUAAUUUCCUGCCUUAACUGAUUAAAACCUGAAUUAAAUCCUGAGCAACC